GCAGAUGAUUACUAGGGCUGUGGAAACACUGGUUGCUGGGUGGAGUUUCCUGCAAAAGAUAUAAAAGCUUUGAGAGACCUCUGCUCCUUUACUCCUGACUGUGCAGCCCAGUGAAGCAGUGUCUGUGAGGAGGAAGAAACCCUGUCAACAUGGCUAUGGUAUCAGAAUUUCUGAAGCAGGCAUGGUUCAUAGACCAUCAGGAGCAGGAAUGUAUUAAGAGUGCGAAAGGUAUCCAUGGAGUACAGUCAUAUCCAAAUUUUGAUCCAUCAGCUGAUGUUGUUGCUUUGGACAGAGCUAUUACUGUAAAGGGUGUGGAUGAAGCCACCAUCAUUGACAUCUUGACUAAGAGAACAAAUGCUCAGCGACAGCAGAUCAAAGCUGCCUAUCAGCAGGCUAAAGGAAAGAGUCUAGAAGAGGCUUUGAAAAAAGCUCUGAAAGGCCAUCUAGAAGAUGUUGUUGUGGCUUUGCUCAAAACUCCAGCUCAAUUUGAUGCUGAAGAAUUAAGAGCUUCUAUGAAGGGACUUGGAACUGAUGAAGAUACCUUAAUUGAAAUUCUGGCCUCAAGAACCAACCGAGAGAUCGGAGAAGCCAACAGAUACUAUAAGGAAGUGCUGAAGAGAGAUCUGACAAAAGACAUCAUCUCUGACACUUCUGGUGACUUUCAAAAGGCUUUGGUUGCUCUAGCAAAGGCUGAUCGAUGUGAAAAUCCUCAUGUGAAUGAUGAACUUGCUGACAAUGAUGCCAGGGCCUUGUAUGAGGCAGGAGAGAAAAGGAAAGGAACAGAUACUGGUGUGUUUAUAACCAUUCUUACUACAAGAAGCUACCCACAUCUUCGAAGAGUCUUUCAGAAAUACACCAAAUACAGCAAGCAUGACAUGAACAAGGUACUGGACUUGGAGCUGAAAGGUGAUAUUGAAAAUUGCCUCACUGCCCUUGUAAAGUGUGCCACAAGCAAGCCAGCUUUCUUUGCAGAAAAACUCCAUUUGGCAAUGAAGGGUGCUGGGACCCGGCACAAAGACCUUGUCAGAAUCAUGGUUUCGCGCCAUGAGGUGGAUAUGAAUGAGAUCAAAGGCUAUUACAAGAGUCUGUACGGCAUCUCUCUCCGCCAAGCCAUUAUGGAUGAACUCAAAGGGGAUUAUGAAACCAUCCUGGUGGCAUUAUGUGGAAGUGAUAAUUAAGUUUCAUGUUCCUGAAAUGCACUCAAGCACAAUUGCUGAAAAUCUUCAUAUUUGCAUGUCUAUGUAAAACACAGGCUUUACACGCAGAGGUUGCUGUGGAAUGGCACUUAGUACAUAUGUAUUAUGUUUAAAACCUGUAACCCAGAAUGUAUUUUUUCAAUAUCCUUGCUCUAAACAUCGUCAAUAUUUCUGGUUGCCAUUAUUUAUCCAAAGUGAAAGAAUGCCCCUAUUCACGUGAUUAAUUAUGAAAAUGGUAAAGUUUUCAUCUAUGCUAAGCAUAUAAACUUUUAAAAAUAAAAUUCAGCCAUGUGUAACUUUGUAUAUCCUUUGUUGCUAUUCUGCAUUUAAUUUCAAGUUGUGUGAGUACAGCGUGUGAGGGAAAAAUCAGUGAAUAGCUUAAUCCAAAAGUAAUGUAGUAAUAUCAAGUGUAGCUUUGAUCUGUAUAAGAUUUCUCUUCGGCAGAGUGCAAGAGAGUUUCAGCAGGAAUGUGUCCUUUGCUGAGAGCCCAGCCUAAAUAUUCAACUUCAAAAUGGUAUUGAGGGAGCACUUAGAAUGUUCCUUUAAAGGACAAGAUACAGUUAAACAUGUUAAUAUGAAAAUAGUUGUUAUCUGAUUUACAGGAGCUUUGCAGGAUGAUGCAACAGUGGAAAUUGCUGUAUUCAAAGUGCUUCUAAGUUUAAGGCAUUUCACUAUUUUUUAAAGUGUUGUUUAUAUGCAUCUUAGCUACAGGCAAGUGUAGUUGCAUUUUGAUUGUAUUCUAUUUUUGUCUACUUCUAAAAUGCAAAUGCUGAUUUUUUUGAAGAGGAAGGAUUGCUUUGUGUAGUGCUGUAUCCAAGAGAAGCCACAGUUUUACCGCAAGCCAGCUCAGUCCCCCCAGGCAUUCACUUCUGUCUGAGACGUACAAGUUUCUGCACAGUUAGGGAACUACUUCCUUAAACAUUUAAAAAAACAGAAGUUUUAUUUUUUUAAAUUCCAUUUAUAUGACUCUUUCAUAUGGCUAUUUCACAAUUGUUUUAAAUAUUUGAUCUAUUUAUUGCCAUAGAAACUUGCAGCCCAUUAUUGUAGUCUGAAAAGUUUCAUGCUGCAAAAAGUAGGACUGAGGUUAAUGAUUGAGAAACAGAGCACCAUCUAUUUCACUGCCAGAAGGCCCCAUGAUGGUCUGAGUAGAAGUGAGAGACGUUUCUAAACAAAAAACAAAAUAAAACAAACAAAGAAUUUUAGGUACGCUAACAUAAAUGGAAAGGUCAUUUCCUGGCAUUCAGAGGGACAAUCCUUGUCUUAAAGAGCUAUGCUGCACAGUAAAGAGGAGAAACAGAGAAUUAAAUGGACCAGCACAAAUAAUCUUCGUUUUCAGUGCGAAUUAAUAAGAGCAUCAGCAGUGAAAUUUAAGUGAAAAGUCUACAUAUGUUAUCUCUAGUCAGAUUGUCAUUAAGAUAAGAUGGAUUACCACAGAAGAUCAGUAAUCUAAGAUUGUUUGGAUUUUGGUUUUUUGUUCCUUUCUUUUUGCAUCAAACAAGAAAAUGUCACAUAAAAUCACUGCAAAUAGUUUUAAUAAGUCCCUAAGGACUCCAUUUAGUAGCAUGCUUCUCACUGUGCUGAGCUUCAAGCAUGGGAAGAGUGCACAGAUUUGUACCAAGGAAGUAAUUUAAAUUUUUUCUGCAGCUGUUUUCCCAACCAGUAUUAGAUAUUAAGCAUCAGUAUAAGGAAAAAUAAGAAAGGCAAAAUGAAAAAGAAAAUACAUUUUUCUAAAAAUCUCAAAAUCAAAAAGUCAAUUGCGGCAAUGUUGUAUUGUAAAGAACUUCUUGGUGCUUAUUCAGACUGUCCAGAGAAAGGCUUGCUGGGACACAGUGUUGGAAUUUUCACCACUGUUUUAGUGAAACAUAAUUUAUGAAUUCUAUAAUCCCCUUCUGAAAUGGGGCAGGUAUUUCAUAACAUCCUACAAAAAUAAAGAAGCCAUUAAUCAGGUGUAAACAUGGAAUAAAAGGAAUGUAGCCUGUCAUGUUUCAAAGACAGUAAGAUAAGAUUUUAUUGGAAAGUCAUGUAUUAGAAUUUGAAUUGCAUUCAAACAUAUGAGGAAUGGUGAUCUACUCGAUGGGGAAUGACUGUCCAGUCAUUUAAAGGUGAUGGAGAGGAGGAGAGUGGUGAAUUCAAGAGGAAAUGCCAGGGGAAUGUCAGUAAAUAUGUUACAGUAAAGGCCAUAGUGAAAUUCAUGAGAAGUACUUCCUUGCUUUGUUGUAAAUUGUUUGGAGGGGAGGAGACAAAAGGGACAAGAAAGGCAACAAGAAGAUUGAAAUAUGAUUUUUUUUUUUAAUCAUUGUACACUUGAAGUCUAUCAGCAGAAAACUAUUGCAAGGGCAUAACUUCAACACAAACAUGUAAAUGAAGAAGUCACUCUGCAUCUUCAGCAGGAAAAGGUUUCUUAAGGGUUGGUAACCUUGAAAUAAUUUAGAAAUAUAUUGGAAAACUAUUCCUUCAAAUAGCACUAAUUCUUUCAUGACUUUAAUAAAAUACACUUUGUCAUAUUUAACUUAUCACUUUAUGAUCAGCUAUCUGCUGCACAGACUGGACAGAUUCUUCAGUUUCUCUUUCACUGUGAAUGCUUUUCUGACCAUUUUGGCUUUGCCCUCACAAAACAAAUAACGAGUUUAGAAGAGAUUAGAAAAAAAGAGUAUGAAUUUCCAAACGGCCUUUUCAAAAAACUUUGAGCUCUGGUGCCACCUUGUGACUGUAGAGACAAGGACAAGGGAUACUUUUUCAACAGAAACUCAGUCUUAAGGGGACACUGAUUGCAAACUGUCAUAAUGUAGUUCAGCAUAUUGUGGAAAAUAGGGGUUUUCUAUCUCCCCCCUGCUCCAGCAUCUGUUUUUUCACACUGAUUUCAAAAAGAACAAGUAGGAAAAAAAGAACUAGCUGAUAUAUUCUCAAGAGGAGAGAAGUUUCUCAAAGCACUGACACAAGCAGUUGUAGAAUAUGAACAAACCUCCAAAUCCAGCACAACACCAUACCUUUCUAAAACCAUAACACACGUGUAUGGGUGCUUACAACAAACCCUGUAUUUGAAAGACUCAUCCAUCAUGAGAUACGUCACUCUCAUUCAGCAGACUUGGGCAAAGUGUGAACUUUUAAUAGACACCACUACAGAAGGUGCUAUGGCAAGGUGAUACAGUUAAACAGCCCUGUGUGUCUAUCUAGCAUAAAGAUAAAAUGACAUAAAUUUUUUUUAGGAAAUUAGGCUGGUUUUCCAUCCCCAUUACAGAGGUGACCAGUGCCAAAUUCUAUCAAUUGCUACGUGCUUUUAUUAUAUGCCCAUUUUGCUUCAAAUCAUUGGAAUAAUAUAGACAAAAAGUUAUUUAAAAAUCUGGGCUUUAGUUUUUAAUACCUUGUUUUGCAACCUAUUCAAGUGCCUCCGUCAUUCAGUGGGACCAAAUAUAGAAAAGCUAACCACACUGCUUUUAAGGAGUUUAGAUGUAUAAAAGUGGUGGCAGGGUGCCCAUUACCAUAUCUAUUAUUGCUUUCUAUGCUAUUCUUCACAGAUCAACGAGUCAUAACAUUUCUAGCAUCGUCUGAAUAAAGAAAGGCAGAAAUUAGAUCUUGUAUGUUCCCCAAGCUAUGCAUUUUCCAUGAAACUGUUCUCUGUGACACUAAUAGAGGUUUUCCAGGCAAUUGCAGUUAGUAAGUAUUGCAUAACAUGCAUUUGUGAGUGGCAAUAAUAACUUACCUUGGCAAUUAAACUUAUUCUGCCUCUUUCAAAGUCUGCUUAGUCCUUCCUUCUUAUCUGCAUUAAGUGGUUCAAUGUCACUAUAAAAAUAAUUGCUAGUUGAUUUUUCAAAAUAGUUGAUUAAUGUAAUUUAAUGUAUGAAGAAAAAUUUUGAAUUUCCUAUUGCUUAGUUUUAUCCAUUUUAAAUUCCAACACUUUCUUCUUCUUCCACAACCACCUCUUGCCAUAUCUAACCUAUGCUAGAACUUGGCUGCUAAACAACUGACAAAUAUCUUGGGAGGUUAAAUGUCAGGUUUCCAAAAGUCCAGUGGAAUUGUAAAGGUUGUUCUACUAUUUCUGCCAUUUUACAGUGAAGCUCUUCACUCUUUGUGGAGUCAUAUAUGUUUAAUUAUGGGGAUGAUUAGGAGUUUUUAAAUAUGUUUUUCUUUGCAUUGAACAUUUCAGUUUGUAUGAGUUUACUGGCAAAUAAAUGUUUUUGAUUUCUGAAUUGGUAAUAUUACUUCCAAAUACUUGCUUAUUUAAAAUAAUAAAUGGAUAUUAAUAAAUAUCAUAGCUUGCUAAUUA
Molecule: messenger RNA, 5460 nt
Organism: Oenanthe melanoleuca
Lineage: Eukaryota; Metazoa; Chordata; Aves; Passeriformes; Muscicapidae
Gene: ANXA1
Product: annexin A1
Exons: 13
Coding region: 150-1178 (342 amino acids)
Biological process (GO): arachidonate secretion; regulation of inflammatory response; granulocyte chemotaxis
Cellular component (GO): plasma membrane; cytoplasm
Molecular function (GO): calcium-dependent phospholipid binding; cadherin binding involved in cell-cell adhesion; calcium ion binding
Source: RefSeq, a predicted model, not a curated record